AUGACGGGCAAAGCGGGCGCGGCGCUGGCCCCCAGCCUGCCCGGCAAGCCCAAGCCCGACGGCGCGGCCGCCGCCGCCCCGCCGCCGCCGCCCCCCGCGGCGGGAGCCAAGCCCAGCUCCGGGCCCACCCCUCCUCGCUGCACCGGCUUCGGCAUCCAGGAGAUCCUGGGCUUGAAUAAGGAACCGCCGUCGCACCCGCGGGCCGCCCUGGACUCCCUGCCCGCCGGGCACCUGCUGGCGGCCCGCUCCGUCCUCAGCCCCGCCGGGGUGGGCGGCGUGGGCAUGGGGUUGCUGGGGGCCGGAGGCAUCCCCGGCUUCUAUGCGCAGCCCACCUUUCUGGAGGUGCUCUCCGACCCGCAGAGCGUCCACCUGCAGCCUUUGGCCCGAGCUCCCGGGCAGCUGGACAGCAGCCAGACGGCCAGCUCAGAUUCCGAGGAUGUCUCCUCCAGCGACCGCAAAAUGUCCAAAUCUUCCCUCAACCAGAGCAAGAAACGAAAGAAGAGGCGGCACAGGACAAUCUUCACAUCCUACCAACUGGAGGAGCUGGAAAAGGCCUUCAAUGAGGCUCACUACCCUGAUGUGUACGCUAGAGAGAUGCUGGCCAUGAAAACAGAGCUGCCAGAAGACAGGAUACAGGUCUGGUUCCAGAACCGCCGGGCUAAGUGGCGGAAGCGAGAGAAGUGCUGGGGCCGGAGCAGCGUGAUGGCCGAGUACGGACUCUAUGGAGCCAUGGUGCGUCACUCCAUCCCGCUGCCUGAGUCUAUCCUCAAGUCAGCCAAGGACGGCAUCAUGGAAUCGUGUGCCCCGUGGCUCCUGGGGAUGCACAAAAAGUCUCUGGAGGCAGCGGCUGAGGCGGGGAGGAAGACGGAGGUGGAGCGCCAGGCCCUGCCCAAGCUUGACAAGGGUGACAAGGAAGAAAGGGGCUCGGAUCCCAAAACCGCCAUUUCCCAGGAGGAACUGAGAGAAAACAGCAUUGCCGCCCUCAGGGCCAAAGCUCAGGAGCACAGCACCAAAGUCCUGGGGACCAUUGCGGGGGACACCCCAAGGAAGCCGGAGAAAGGGGAGGAGGUGGCAGAGGAUGAGAGGCAGACCGAGAAGUCCAGUGCAUCACAGAAGGAGGAGAAGCUGAUCUAG
Molecule: messenger RNA, 1134 nt
Organism: Lagopus leucura (white-tailed ptarmigan)
Lineage: Eukaryota; Metazoa; Chordata; Aves; Galliformes; Phasianidae
Gene: VSX2
Product: visual system homeobox 2
Exons: 5
Coding region: 1-1134 (377 amino acids)
Biological process (GO): regulation of transcription by RNA polymerase II
Cellular component (GO): nucleus
Molecular function (GO): sequence-specific double-stranded DNA binding; DNA-binding transcription factor activity, RNA polymerase II-specific
Source: RefSeq, a predicted model, not a curated record